AUGAAAAUUAUACAUGAAUCAGGCUUCACAGCUGAAGAUUAUAAGCAGUAUAAACCAGUAGUAUACAGUAAUACAGUACAAUCACUUGUUGCAAUACUUCGUGCUAUGGGUAAUUUAGCAGUCUCAUUUGGUGACUGUAAUCGAGAGUCUGACGCAAAAUUGGUAAUGGAUGUUAUGGUAAGGAUGGAAGAUACCGAACCUUUUAGUGAUGACUUACUAUCUGCAAUGAAACGUCUCUGGUCAGAUGAUGGUGUACAAGACUGUUUCUCUCGUUCUAAUGAAUAUCAGCUUAAUGAUUCUGCUAAAUAUUUUUUGGAUGAUUUGGAUCGAUUAGGACAAGGAAAUUAUCAGCCAACAGAACAAGACAUCCUACGAACUCGAGUGAAAACUACUGGUAUCGUUGAGGUGCAUUUCACUUUCAAGAACCUCAAUUUCAAAUUAUUUGACGUUGGUGGCCAACGGUCAGAGCGAAAAAAGUGGAUUCAUUGUUUUGAAGAUGUAACAGCGAUUAUUUUUUGCGUUGCGAUGUCAGAAUAUGAUCAAGUCCUUCAUGAAGAUGAAACAACAAAUCGCAUGCAUGAAUCGCUAAAAUUGUUCGAUUCAAUAUGCAACAACAAAUGGUUCACGGAUACAUCAAUUAUUUUAUUCCUCAACAAAAAAGAUUUAUUCGAGGAAAAAAUCAAAAAAUCCCCACUGACAAUAUGCUUUCCUGAAUAUUCUGGUCGGCAAGAUUAUCACGAGGCCAGUGCAUACAUUCAGGCUCAAUUUGAAGCUAAAAAUAAAUCAGCUAAUAAAGAAAUUUACUGUCAUAUGACUUGUGCAACCGAUACAACCAAUAUUCAAUUCGUAUUCGAUGCUGUCACAGACGUCAUCAUUGCCAAUAACUUAAGGGGUUGUGGUCUUUAUUAA
Messenger RNA from Thelazia callipaeda (thelaziosis nematode), 909 nucleotides. NCBI's taxonomy places the organism in Eukaryota, Metazoa, Nematoda, Chromadorea, Rhabditida, Thelaziidae. The record is from the annotation of a GenBank genome assembly.